CUCCAGCCGUAGCUAGAUUUGUAUGCCUUGUGGUGAAGGUUGACUCCGGGAGGGCAUUCACUCCAUGUGCGCAGUCCCUUUACAACUCCGAUCAGAGCCUCAAAUUCGCGAAGAGAACAACCUCCUUCUUUCCAUUUGCCGCUGUUUGGGACGACACGCGGGUUCUUUAUAUUGCUGUCUCCUGUGCGAGAAGAAUCUUUCGUUUAUUGUUCUGUCCAGCUCGUUCGACUGUCUCGUGGAGUUCAGAUUGAGGCGCUGUCGCGGUCGCAGACUGGCCGAGAAACCGUCCGACUGUCUGUCCGGUAUUCUCACAGUUGGAUUGAUCCUACGUGUGUCCUUAAAAGCUACUCUCCACCGGACUCCUACAAAUUCAAUUACACCGUCACAAUCCCGAUACCUACCUUCCAGCCAAGAUGUCACGCAACUUCAUGAACCAGGAUUUCGGCUCUGAGGAGGAGGAGGACGAUGAUGAUUUCAAUCCCGUACCUGCAAAGGAAUCUGAUGAUGAGGGGGAACAAGUAAAGACACAGGGCGAUGAAGAAGAAGAGGAAGAGGAAGACGUCAACCCCCGAGGUGCCUCUCAUGCGCGAGCAAGCACCAAUGUAAAAGAAGAGG
This is a messenger RNA of Aspergillus ruber CBS 135680, 615 nucleotides long. RefSeq lists its product as uncharacterized. The transcript is spliced from 3 exons. NCBI's taxonomy places the organism in Eukaryota, Fungi, Ascomycota, Eurotiomycetes, Eurotiales, Aspergillaceae. The record is from RefSeq and is a predicted model, not a curated record. The coding region runs from base 65 to 451 and encodes 128 amino acids.